GGAAGGGUAAAAACUCCCUGAUAGUAUUAAGGACAGUGAGAGAAUGAGUGAGUGUGUGUGCAGGCACCGUCCAAGCACUAGUACCCACCACACACCAAGAUCUGAGGACAGAGACACGUGGGGUACUGAAGAAGGAAGACAACAUUUGAUACUCAAGCGUCUAACACCUGGGAUAAGACCCUAAUACCUGAAGGAAACCCAUAACACCUAAACAUUGCUCUUAGCACCUGGAGGAGCCCUAACGCCUUUAACUGAAAACAAAUCGAGACUAUAACACCUGGAGAAGCCCUAACACCUUUAACUUGAAGAGAAUCAAGGCCCUACCACCAUUAACUGAAGAGAAAUCGAGACUAUAACACGUGGAGAAGCCCCAACACCUUUAACUGAAGGAGAAUCAAGGCCCUAACACGUACAGAAGGCAGCCCUCACAUGCCGCAGUAGCCAUGGCCACACUCAGGCAGAAGACAACACUGGCACUAGGUUUAGGAUUCCUCUGCCUUGUCUACGUCCUUCUGUUCCUCAAACCCUCAGACAAACACCGAUGGCUCCCCAAGGACGUGGCCAACAGCACAGUCUUUCAGCUUCCAAAGGCGGCACUGGAAAACCUGGUGAUCUACAGAAACCUUCCAGUCCUCAACACAACAGCUUCCAGGACAAAUGAGCAGGAGGACCCUCGCCCUUCGCCACUUAAAGACCCUCUGCCGCUGCCCUCUCAGUCUGGCUGCUUCCCUUACCUUAGUGAGCUGCACGUUCAGCCGGUUCCAGAGCACGACUGCGACCAGCCUUACGUCACCGUCAACCAGGCAGGGCGUCUGGGCAACAAGAUGUGUCAGUACGCCAGCCUCUACCUCCUGCGUCACCUGUUUGGAGUCCGGCACCUGCCUACCUGCAAACAGGUGUCCACGCUCGAUAAAAUGCACGCAACCCUCGACAUAUUCUUCAAGAACAUAGUCACGCCGGUCAAGAACCCAAGCUGCUUCGUGGGCAAGGCUAAGAGAAUUUCCUACAUGGGCCUGUAUGACAAGCUGUACAGAGCUGCGGCUCGGGCCUGGAUCAACACCAACUCCAGUGUCAUCAUAGAACCUCUGCUGGACACUUCCUACCACAUCCAUGACUUCCCCGAACCUCGAGACCUCUUCCUGGAGCACCGGAAGCUGAUUCACACCCUCUUCAAGUUCCGGGACGAGGUGAUGAAGAAUGCCGUACAGAAUAUCAACAACGCUCUUAAGAGUUUCAACGCGACGUAUCACCAAAGGGACUUCCCAAUUGUGACUGUUCAUGUCAGGCGGACGGACUACGAGAAGCACAUGAAGAAGCUCUUCAAUCUGACCCAGCUGGGUAAACUCUACUACACCAACGCCUUUGAGUUCUACAAGAAACGGUUGAAGCGCCCUCUGUUCCUGGUGGUGAGCGACGACCCGAAGUGGUGCAGGGAGAACCUGCAGGCGAAGGACGUGCUGGUCAUUGCCUCCAAGAUCUCAGCUGAGGACAUGGCGGCGAUGAGUUUGGGAGACCACCAUAUUACAAGCUACGGCACCUUCAGCUUCAUGGCAGCCUUAAUGGGAAAUGGGAACAUAACACACCCGCUCACCACCAACCCUCGCUACAACUUGGUGAGGUGCGUGGACUCCCCAGUCUUCCACCGCGUUCCGAGGAGCGACAAACAGGAGUAUUAGCGGAGAUGAUUCGGUGUUGGCAAUAAUGUUUUCUACUUUAUUUUAACUUCCUUGAUUCUUUUUAUUUAAUAUUAUUAUUAAUGUUGUUUUUUACUGGAUGGUGUUUCUCAUGUUUUCCUUUUUUUUUUUCUUUCUCUAUGGUAAUUUUGUAGUUUUCUCUUUGUAAACACUUUGUUUAUCGAUUCUUUCCCUCCUACACAAUGUUUCCAGUAGGGUCUCUCCUUUUCAAAACACUCUUGAUUCCUUCUUUACCAGACAAUGUUUCCAAUAAUGUGUCUCACAUACACACUUUCAUCAUUCUUUCUCUCCGGGAAAAAAGGUUUCCGGUAAUUCUUUUAAACACUUUCUUCCAUGAUUAAUCUUUCCUAAUGAACUGUGUUUUCUAAUAAAUACUUUUUUUUUACAA
This is a messenger RNA of Scylla paramamosain (green mud crab), 2082 nucleotides long. Its product is annotated as galactoside alpha-(1,2)-fucosyltransferase 1-like. Gene Ontology annotation, molecular function: galactoside 2-alpha-L-fucosyltransferase activity. Lineage: Eukaryota; Metazoa; Arthropoda; Malacostraca; Decapoda; Portunidae. Gene Ontology annotation, biological process: carbohydrate metabolic process. The transcript is spliced from 6 exons. The record is from RefSeq and is a predicted model, not a curated record. The coding region runs from base 444 to 1676 and encodes 410 amino acids. Gene Ontology annotation, cellular component: membrane.